AUUGAGAGAAAGGCAGCAACCCUUUUGGAUAUCUUCUAACUAUUUGUGAUUAUGUCUGCAAGAUUGAAUAUGCAAAUUUGAAAUUUCUGUGGAGAUAGGCAUAUAUAUUGAUGGAAAACUAUAAUAAUUCUCAAUCUCCUUACACUUAUGAACCAAACGUUGAGAAAUGAGUUCCCCAUCCUCCCAAGACAAAAUUCAUCCUCUUCAGUACUGGAUACAUCCUCUGUAAGGUCUAGUCCCCAUCACCAUCCUUCCUACUCAGACACAUCAGUAGAAAAAGGACGCAGCAAGGGUCUGUGGCUUACACCGUCCACACCCUCUAAAACCUCAAUGAAAUGUCUACUCAUACAUGGGAAUCUGGAUAUCUGGGUGUACGAAGCAAAAAACCUCCCAAACAUGGACUUGUUUCAUAAAACCUUAGGUGACAUGUUUAAAAAACUGCCGGGGAACAUGAGCUCCAAGAUUGAAGGACACAUGAACCAUAAGAUCACAAGUGAUCCUUAUGUCACAAUUGCAUUGUCAGGUGCAACCGUGGGACGGACCUACGUGAUAAGCAACGACGAGAAUCCCACUUGGAUGCAACAUUUUAAUGUCCCAGUUGCACAUUACGCUUCUGAAGUUCACUUCAUUGUGAAGGACGAUGACGUGGUGGGGUCCCAACUUAUAGGGACAGUGGCAAUUCCGGUGGAAAACAUACAUGGAGGGGGGAAAGUUGAAGGAUUCUUCCCAAUUCUUUCAAGUAAUGGGAAGCCAUCUAAGGCUGGUGCUAUAUUGAGUCUCUCAAUCCAAUACACACCCAUGGAGCAACUAAACAUUUACCACUUUGGAGUUGGGGCAGGGCCGGAUUACACUGGGGUUCCAAGGACCUACUUUCCAUUGAGAAAUGGUGGGAAAGUCACCCUUUACCAGGAUGCUCAUGUGCCUUUCGGAAGCCUUCCAAAUUUGGAACUUGAAGGUGGGAUGAGGUAUGUGCAUGGUCAGUGCUGGACUGACAUCUUCAAUGCCCUGCGAAAUGCUCGGAGGCUGAUUUAUAUCACAGGAUGGUCAGUGUGGCAUAAGGUUAGAUUGGUAAGGGAUGAUUCUUCCCUGGAAGAAUGUUCUUUAGGAGAGCUACUGAAGUCAAAGUCACAAGAAGGGGUGAGGGUGUUGCUUCUGAUUUGGGACGAUCCUACCUCCAGAAACAUCCUAGGAUAUAAAACGGAUGGAGUCAUGGCGACACAUGAUGAAGAAACUCGUCGUUUCUUUAAACACUCUUCUGUGCAAGUGCUUCUCUGUCCCCGUGUUGCAGGAAAGCACCACAGUUGGAUGAAACAAAGGGAAGUUGGAGUAAUUUAUACACAUCAUCAAAAGACUGUGAUAGUGGAUACUGAGGCUUUCAAUAACAGAAGAGAAAUCACAGCAUUUAUCGGAGGGCUUGAUUUGUGUGAUGGGCGAUAUGAUACACCUGAUCAUUCUAUAUUUAGAACUCUUCAGACUUUGCACUCAGAUGACUAUCAUAAUCCAACAUUUGCAGGGAAUGUGUCUGGUUGUCCCAGAGAACCAUGGCAUGACAUGCACUGUAAGAUUUAUGGUCCGGCAGCAUAUGACAUCCUCACCAAUUUUGAGGAGCGUUGGCUUAAGGCAUCAAAGCCCCGUGGCUUUAAAAAACUAAAGAAGGCAUACGAUGAUGCAUUGCUACGGAUAGAAAGAAUGCCCGAAAUCCUAAGCCCUUCUGAUGUUUGUUAUGUGAGUGAUGAUGAUCCUGAAGGUUGGCAUGUGCAGAUAUUCCGUUCCAUUGAUUCCAAUUCAGUAAAAGGCUUUCCUAAAGAUUCUAAACAAGCUACAAUGAAGAACCUGGUAUGUGGAAAGAAUGUCAUGAUCGACAUGAGCAUACACACAGCGUAUGUGAAGGCCAUCCGUUCUGCACAACAUUAUAUCUACAUUGAAAAUCAAUACUUCAUUGGUUCCUCAUAUAAUUGGAGUCAAUAUAAGGACGUCGGUGCCAACAAUUUGAUUCCGAUGGAAAUCGCACUAAAAGUUGCUGAAAAAAUAAGAGCACAUGAGAGGUUUGCAGCUUACAUUGUCAUCCCAAUGUGGCCUGAGGGUAAUCCAACGGGUGCUGCGACACAAAGAAUUCUUUUUUGGCAGCAUAAGACAAUGCAAAUGAUGUAUGAAACUAUAUACAAGGCCUUAGUAGAGGUGGGGCUUGAGGGUGCAUUUUCUCCCCAAGAUUACUUGAACUUCUACUGCCUUGGCAACCGUGAGGCACCUCCUAGUGCAAACGAUGCAUCACGAACUGAAAAUAAUGGGCCAGCAAAUAGUCCACAGGCACUCUGCAAGAAAAACCGCAGAUUCAUGAUUUAUGUGCAUUCCAAAGGAAUGAUUGUGGAUGAUGAGAAAGUGAUCAUAGGGUCUGCAAACAUAAACCAGCGCUCAUUGGAGGGAACAAGAGACACCGAGAUUGCAAUGGGAGCUUACCAACCUCAUUAUACAUGGGCAAGAAAGCAAUCGAUUCCCAAAGGACAGAUUUAUGGGUACAGAAUGUCUCUCUGGGCUGAGCAUUUGGGGGUUGUGGAGGAUUGCUUUAAGCGACCAGAAUCCUUGGAAUGUGUAAGACGCAUCAGAUCAAUGGGAGAAACCAACUGGCAGCAAUUUGCAGCAGAUGAAGUGACAGAAAUGAGAGGGCACCUCAUGAAGUACCCUGUCCAUGUUGACCGGAAGGGUAAGGUAAAGCCUCUUUCUAAGUUCCCAGUCUUUCCAGAUGUUGGGGGUAGCACAGUUGGAUCCUUUCUUGCCAUUCAAGAAAAUCUCACAAUCUGAGUUUCAUGUUUUGGAAAAAAAAUCCAAAAACAACUCCCACAAGCAUAUAAGGAUGAUAAGUGUUGAAAAUGCACGUUUGUAAUGUCGUGGUUAGUAUUUUCGCUCAUAAAGUGUUAUGAAUUUG
Cuscuta campestris is the source of this 2923-nucleotide messenger RNA. The record is from the annotation of a GenBank genome assembly. NCBI's taxonomy places the organism in Eukaryota, Viridiplantae, Streptophyta, Magnoliopsida, Solanales, Convolvulaceae.